GGCGUCGUUGAGUGCCACUGUCUAUGUGAUUGUUUAUUUGUUUAAUGUAUUGCUGUGUUGUCCGUAUUGGUGUAUCUCAUGAACUAAUAAUUACAUUAUGGUGUAUCCAAUAUCCUCAAGAGUGAUGAGUACAUGACCACAAUAAUAUGAUGACCGACUAGGUUUCCAUCAGUACAUUUUUACUAUUUUCGCUAUUCCAUCGUUUUUCGAGUGCGCUUUUUAAACCAUGUAAAAAUCAAUAAUUUUAGUCUUUUUAGGUUCUUCAUGAUUAUUAUUAAUUAGUAAUUACUAUCCCCCGUUAAUAAAAAUUUUGUUGGAACCAAAACCCGCUGGCUUAUUUGAACCAGCUUGAUUAAUUACAAUGUUCGAUUCUGGAAACACUAGGACUAUGGACCAAUCAGGCCAAGAAGACGUAUUUAUUGAAAAUGGCAUGUCAGAAAAAGUUGAUAAAAAUAAUGUAAAAGGUAAAAAACGUAUUAAGUGCUUACGUGACAAAACAGCUCCAAGACUUCCUCAUUCUGGGUACAUACAAUUUUUAAAUGAUAGACGUGCACAAUUUCGUUUUGAAAAUCCCAAUUUACCAUUUGCUGAAAUAACCAAAGUAUUAGCUACUGAAUGGAACCAGUUGCCAGCAGAUAAAAAACAACUAGAGAAAAUGAACUAAGGUACCUCCGUAAAACAGUAACAGAUCAAGAACAAGAAGUAUCUGUAUUAUACAAACAUAUUGGAAACAUGAAUAAUGGAAUUAUAAGAUUAAUGGCUAACACUAAAAAACUGAAAGCUGGAUGUUUAAAAUAUGAUCAUUAUUUAAUUAAAUUACGAUCUCUACUUCUAGAUGCUUUUGAUAAUAUUGCAUUUCCUCGUAAAUAUUUCAAUUUAUUAAUUAAUAAAAUAACAUUGAGCCACCUACCGAUGACACUAUUGACACAUAAAUAGUUAAUUUAGUAACACAUCUAACAACUGGCACUGGUACUGAUCCUUCCCGGAUUGCAAAUGUAAAGAAAGUUAUUUCUAAUUUAGAUUUUUCAGUGUUAAAAUAAAUUAUAUUUUGAUUUACCAAACUAUAAAUAAUUAAUUAUCCAAUCAUGUUGAUUUUUAAUAUUAUUUUAUGUAUAUUACAUAUACUUAUUGAUAACAUUAUUAUAAUAUUUUAAAUAUAUAUUUAUUUUUAUUCUAACAUUUCAUUUUAAAUUAUUUUGUAUUUUAUUAAUCUCAAACUAAUUGUAAUCCUUUGAAUCAUGACAAUUGUGAUAUUAAUUCCUUGUGAUAAACCCUUUAAUUAUAUGAAAUGUAAUGUAUCUUAGAGUAUCUAUAAUUAAGUACCAUUAAUUAAUAUCAGAUCUAUUAAAUGUACUAACAUCACAUGCA
Messenger RNA from Acyrthosiphon pisum (pea aphid), 1368 nucleotides. RefSeq names its product high mobility group protein 20A. NCBI's taxonomy places the organism in Eukaryota, Metazoa, Arthropoda, Insecta, Hemiptera, Aphididae. Gene Ontology annotation, biological process: regulation of gene expression. The coding region runs from base 362 to 664 and encodes 100 amino acids. The transcript is spliced from 5 exons. Gene Ontology annotation, cellular component: nucleus. The record is from RefSeq and is a predicted model, not a curated record.